AUGAACCGCCUCCAAAUCUUUCUAGUCGCUCAGCUUCUUAUUACGGGGGCCUCCCCAGCCCCAUUAAGCUUUGAUAUUUCGAAUUCAACCUUGCAAAUUACACAGACGCUAGAGAAUACCAGAUCCCUCAUAAUCCCUAUCACCACUGUGCAAGUUCACGGUACCAAAACCGAAUCCGUAGAUCCCGCCAACGAAACCCCAGGGCCGGAAGACAAGACGUCUAAGGGAUCUACUCGUCCCGGAGCCACUUGUUGCGAGCCUGAAAAAAAUACAAUCUCUAGCUCCACAUCAUCCUCAGAUAGACAUGAGCUCACCGCGACACCACAUGCAGCGGAGGAAUCAGCUAUCGAAAAUAAUUUAGUCAGCCAAUCUCUCGCAACACCAUCCGGUUCUGAAAUAAAACCGUCACAAGUGAUGCAUGCAAAUGUCCAAUACACGCAAACAGUUGGCGAACCAAACAUAGACGCCCCGUUUGAAAGUUCUGAGGGAGAUCAAGCGGUAGCCACAGAGCCAAUUGUAAAUUCCAGUGUAGCUUUAGCGCCACCAGAUUCUAGAGACAAAAGAUAUGGAAAUGAAAUUGGCCCUCAGUUCUUCUAUGAAGCCGCACCAAUCGUAAGGUGUCCGUCAGCUGCUACUAUCCUAAGCAGGGCUGAAGAGCAUAGAAAUAAAAACUGGCCGAAAAUUGGUACCGGAAGAUUCUCCACCCGCCCAGACUACGCGAAAAAAAUAGAUGUGGACGGGUACAAGAAAGUUCACGAUGCAUUGGUUCUAAGAGUUUCUAUCUGCCGCUCGUGUUCGUGUGACCCGGACAAUCCUGAGGCGGGCUUACGAGAAGGCCCAGGACCAAACUCAAGAUGCACCGAAAUUACAGCUCCUAGAUGCAUGGCGUGGUUCGGCUGCACCUGCUUUGCGCGGCUGAUACAACCCCUUCCGACGGAUGCAUCCGGUACGCAUUCUCCUCAGGAAUGGCAGGAUGCUAUAAACAGUAUACCUCCCGCGAUAAUGUACCAUAACCACGGAUGGACAUGGCAAGGCCUUGGAAUGGGAGUGGGAGCUCCGGGGGGCAUUUUGCCGCCGGAAGAACCCCCCGUAUGGGGUCCAGAUGAUCUAGGACCUGAGCAUCGGACUCUAGAAGACGAAGCCAGCGAGUUUGAUUAUCUUUUUGGCCUACUUCAUGAUUCUUCCAGUUCGGGGGGGUUUAAAGAUCGCGGCGGCAGAUGGGACGGUGGACGGGGCGGUGGCAGCUCCAAAGGGGGCUUUAGUGGGUUUCAUGACAGAGGUGAUGACGGCGCUGGAGCGGGGGUCUACAAACGGGGAGCCUCAGAGGAACAGUCGUCCACAGCAGAUAAAUUGUAUCCGGGAGCAAGGAACUUUAAUUAA
Messenger RNA from Orbilia oligospora ATCC 24927, 1380 nucleotides. RefSeq lists its product as uncharacterized. The record is from RefSeq and is a predicted model, not a curated record. The transcript is spliced from 2 exons. The coding region runs from base 1 to 1380 and encodes 459 amino acids. Lineage: Eukaryota; Fungi; Ascomycota; Orbiliomycetes; Orbiliales; Orbiliaceae.